Molecule: messenger RNA, 566 nt
Organism: Cyphomyrmex costatus
Lineage: Eukaryota; Metazoa; Arthropoda; Insecta; Hymenoptera; Formicidae
Gene: mRpL51
Product: mitochondrial ribosomal protein L51
Exons: 3
Coding region: 93-566 (157 amino acids)
Biological process (GO): translation
Cellular component (GO): mitochondrial large ribosomal subunit
Molecular function (GO): structural constituent of ribosome
Source: RefSeq, a predicted model, not a curated record
AUUGGAAAAUCACGGAGAUUAUACGAUCGCGAAUGUUCACGCGAAUGAAUCAUUGUUUACAUUUCUAACGUGGCAUUUGAAAAAAAGAAUCCAUGUCUUGGAUCGUGAACUCUGUUCGCGCUGUCAUAACCACAUGGACACCACAGAUGACACCAGUACGGUUUCGCUAUCAUGCGGAUAAGAUAGCAAAAGGUCCCUUGAUACGGGGAUAUGGAUAUGAAGAUCCUAUAGAUAUGAGAGGCCUUCUACCACGUACGAACAAUACUACUCGACUUCCGAUGCCGAUCUAUCGACCAGCAAACGCUUGGUCCGAAAAGAAGGCACUAUUCGGUCAGAAUGACUACAUCGACAUAUUGGGUGCGGAUAACUUACAUCCCACGAAAAUUAUCUAUAACGUACCCUCAUGGUUGAGAGGUGUCGGUGGUAACGAAUUUCAGGUUUUAUUGCGAAAGAGAAAAAUGUUGGCAAAAGGUAUAUAUCCUGUUGCAAGACCCACUAAGUGGCAUCAAUUGCACAAAAGAAUACAUUAUCUUUAUAAAUAUUUGAAUCGUAAAACUAAAAAAUAG